CUUAUAUCAACCAUCCGCAUUUCCGUGUAUAUUUUUACCGCACCAAAAUGUAUACCUGUUGAGAAGCGUAUUGUAUUGACAAACUCUAUCUCACAGUCCCAUUGAUAGACAUUUGUGAUAGUUUGACGCUAUCGGGACAUUGCAUUAUAACCGUGUGCCUAAAGUAGGCUUGAUAUUUUGAUGACGAUGCUUGUUAAAUGUGAUUUCAUGGACUUGAUCAUGCAUUAUGGCGUUUAAAAGUCGGAGUUCGUCGACACUGCAGUGAGUUUGGUGCAGGCGCCAACACCAAUCGACAGUGAUCGAAGAGGAAACUCUUGAAACUGCUGCCUCACGCCCAAACAUUCAACAAAAGGCCGGUGGUUUAUAAACAAAAUAUUGUUCUCAUACACUUCUGUAAGACUUUACUCAAGAUAUCGAAGUCCACCGUUAAUUAUAUGACGUAUUAAUCGGAAAGGUAUAUUGACUCUUCAAGGAACACAAGUACCGGGCCCCUCUUAUCAAAGAGUGCAACGCCAAAUGUUCUAAAUUGGAAUUCGGCAAGUGCUUCGAACUGAAUAAUUCCCAGGAUUUCAAAGUUGCUGCUUGGAAAAGGGCGAAUAUUUCGUUAGAGGAGGAUUUGUAAACUGUUGAAUAGCAGGCUGUUCUGCUCGUACAGAGGCUCGGAUUUUGAUACUGUAGGAUCGAAGAAACAGGAGUUUUGUGGUAACCAUGCCUCGUGGAAUCAAUUUGGACGGUGCGGACGAUCUUGCCGCACUGGACACACUCGACGAGGAGACUAUGUUGGAGGCUAUUUGUCGGCGGUAUGAAAAGGACAGGAUUUAUACUUACAUUGGUGAUAUUUUGGUAGCUGUAAACCCCUACAAGCCUGUGGGAAUCUACUCGUAUGAGAAAUCACUUUCCUAUGCCGACCUGAAAUACAGGCAGUCCCUUCCGCCCCACGUUUUCGCUGUGGCCGACAAAGCUUAUAGCUCUAUGAGAAGAACAGGCAUCAAACAAUGCAGUGUUAUCAGCGGCGAGAGCGGGGCGGGGAAAACGGAGACGGCCAAAUACGUCAUCGGGCACAUCAUUAGCCACUGUAAUAGCAAGAAGAGCAACUUGCAGGAAAAGAUUCUCCAGGUGAAUCCAUUGCUUGAAGCCUUCGGAAAUGCUCGAACUGUGAUGAACGACAACUCGAGCCGAUUCGGCAAAUUCCUUCAACUUCAGUUCACAGAAGACUGCCAAAUAGUAGGAGCCAAAAUUGACACGUACUUACUGGAGAAGUCUCGUGUGGUAUCGCAAGGAGAGGGAGAAAGAAACUUCCAUGUCUUCUACUAUCUGUUUGCUGGAUUGACGGAACAGCAGCUCUUGAGUAUACUGCUCUCACCUCCUGAAAAACACAGGACACUUACUGGGAGAGGAGAGAAAAACAUCUACACCAGCGAAGACGAGUUCCUGCAUUGCCAGAAGAACUACGAUGAACUCCAGGAUAUCAUGGAGCUAGUUGGCUUCACUCAAGAGGACAUCUGGAUGAUCUACCGUCUCCUCUCAGCCGUCAUUCAGAUCCCCGACAUCGAAUUCGAUGUUGAUGACGAGACGGGGGGUUCCUAUAUCGUCGAUGAAUAUGUCCUGAAAGUUGUCGCCACGCUCCUCGGUCUAGACCCGUCAGCCCUGGCUACAGCUCUCAUCUCAAAUAUAGUUGAAGCAAGGGGCGAACAGAUCGUGACUUUGAAGAACGUCGGGCAGGCGAACGAUGGCCGGGAUGCCCUAGCUAAGGCUCUCUACAGUAAGCUCUUCAAUUGGAUCGUCAACCAAAUCAACUCCCUCAUCGCUCCCGAUGAUGAUUGCCCGGGAACUAAAGGCUACGAGAUCGGCAUCCUAGACAUCUACGGCUUUGAGAACUUUGGGAAGAACAGCUUCGAGCAGCUGUGCAUCAACCUUACCAACGAACAACUUCAGUACUACUUCAACCAACGGAUCUUUGCCUGGGAGUUGGCCGAGUACGCCGGGGAGGGUAUCCCCAAGCACUCGGUCAAGUACCAAGACAACAUGCCGGUUCUGGACCUCUUUCUGGCGAAGCCGCUUGGUCUCCUUUCACUCCUGGACGAGGAGGCUAGGUUCCCCAAGGGCACUGACGUCACCCUAGUGGGCAAGUUUUCGACCAAUCACAGCAAGAACAGCAACUUCUUGAUGCAGAAGAAGAACAAGGGUAACACGACUAUCUUCGGGGUCAAGCAUUACGCAUCAGAGAUCUGGUACGACUCUACAGGGUUUCUCGAGAAGAAUCGUGAUACAUUCAGCUCUGUUCUAUCUGAAUGCUUGACCAAGUCAGAUAAUGGUCUGGUUAAGUUCCUCUUCGUUCAACAACAAGAACAAAAUAAAAGGGGUCUGGGCACUCCGUUCAGGAAUCAGAAGGAUAUCUUGAUGUGCAAGCCGGCCCCUACGAUCACGAUCAACCCAGGUGUGAGUCUGUCCAGAGAAGCCGCUAGGAAACUAAAGAAACAACUGAAAGAAGAGAAAACGGCCAGAGCUAAAGCAGCCAGGUCCAAGAACCAAAUACCUACCGUAGGAUCCCAAUUCAAGAGCUCACUGACGAGUUUAAUGGAAAAGCUUCUUUCCGCCGACGCCCAGUUCAUCCGCUGUAUCAAACCGAACUCGUACAGCCGACACAACCAGUUCGACCACGAGUUGGUUCUUCGGCAGCUACGGUACACAGGCGUCCUCGAGACUAUCCGGAUCCGAAAGAGCGGAUAUCCAACACGACUUCAGUUCUCGGAUUUCCAGCAUCGGUAUAAGUUUAUUGGCUUCCCACUAACAGCAGACAUUGAUGUGCAUCCCAAAAAGUGCAAGCAAAUUCUCGAAGCGGCUGGUUGCACAGACUAUCACAUAGGCAAAUCAAAGGUCUUCCUCAAGUACUGGCACACGGAGAAGUUAGACACUCGAAUGGAUCAACUCCGAGCUCAGGUAGUCACGUGUCAACGCGUUGUUAGGGGGCGUGCCGCUCGCCUUCGUUUCACCAUUCUUCGAGAACGAAUACACCGGGACCUGGCCGAUACGGCGUCAUUCUUCAACGAGAUUGAGAGAAGAUCGGAUCGCAGUUACGCAGCCAUGGUCAAGUUGGAUAGACAAGAUAAGGAGCGGUUCGACCAAAAGAAAAGACAGAUGAUUCUUGGUGAGCUACGGGUUCGAACCGAUGUCCGCCAGAAGCAGAUCCAGCAGGAGAACCGCCCACCCCCAUCGGUUGGGCAGCAACCCACCAGCCCCAACAGCAAUGGCCAACGGGGAUUACACCCCAACCAGGCCCAGCACCAGAGGAGGGCUGGGCCACCACCUGUAUCGCAGAAACCCUUGGGGUACGGCGCGAUCGGGGCGCUGAAUGGGGCUCGAACCGAUAGGUCACAGAUACCGACCAGCAAACCACAGGUGGAUGAGACAGGAGCAGGGAGACAUGUUGGUGAGAGGCAUGUUCAUUGGCCGAGAAGGAAAGAAGAACCCAGUCUUAUACCCAGGGCAAUUCAAGGAAAAUACAUAAAUGGAGAGGAAAUCAUCAACGAGUUGACAUACAGCAUGCAGGACAUCGGAACCGAGGCGUGGUGCAAAGUCUACUUCAUGGAGAAACGAUGUCGCCUGUCCGACUACCAAAUCAAGUCACCCGCCAUGAUCGUUGAUGGAUACGCCUUCCAACACCCCGGCAGACUUGGAUUCGGUGCGCUGGCAAACCCACUACGGGAUCCAGAAACCAAGAAGGUACGCGAACACAUCGGGAAGGGCGUUCAGUUAGAGAUAGAUAGCGAAGGAAACGUCUGGGCCACGAGACUAGGCAAAAAUGAGGUCUUCGUCAAGGGGUGCUUUGAACCCGAGAACCACUGCAUCUCGGCAGAAGUAGUUGCAAGCAUGGGACGUCUGCCACGCAACCAAGCUAUGAAAGUAUUCGACAUUGUAGAGUACAAGGCGCAACUCGCUAUUGAGGCGAAGAAAGGCAAUGGUCAAAUCGACCACCAUCGACUGAAGAAACUGAGCAUCGUUUCUCUAAGCUUCGUCAAAGAUAAGGUGGAGGAUUUUAACACACCCUGCUGGAUUUCCUUGGUUGUCCUCCCCGCCAUUAGAAUGGACAAUCCCAAAGUACUACGAGAUGUUGGUCGGUUCCUGAGAGCCUUCCGUACAGCUGCACAGAUCGAGGCAACCCUCAUGGGAAGAGAGUCAAGUCGAAAGUGGGCUCGAGUCAACAAAAGAAGCUCUAACUUCGACAGGGAAAAUAAGACAGACGGGAGGAGAAAGAGGAUCGAGGAUAUGAAACAGGCCAAGAUUGAUAAGAGACCAUUCCACUACAGCUGGGAGGCAGAUGAUGACGAAGAUUUGGGUCUGUCUAACCUGAGUGUGACUGCGAUGGACCGCGAUGGCCGCAACUCUGCCUACAGUGACACAGGAUCUAUCUACUAUAACAGCGAGGCAGGGGAUUCCCCGGGUUACGGAGGGAGAUCAAGUAAGAGGAGAUCAGUCUUCAGGGCUGUGUCCAUCAGGAAUGCCAAUGCUUUUCAGCAACGCAACCUCCGUUCCUCGUACGAGCGCAACGGCGAAGCCGUGGAUGACGACGGUCCAGUCACGUCCAACUACAGCGGUUACGACUUGGAGAAAAAACGGGAAUGGGCCCGUGUCAAACUCAUCAAGAAAGAGAGAAGAAUAAGCGAUGAUAAUUGAACCUAAACAAUUAGUGUUUACAGGUUUAGAGAGUGAGUUUAACCUAGGAGUUAAUGACGAGCGACUCUCGUCCUUUUGAGGCCUACUAGGGUUAUUGUAUGAAGACGUAUGAACUAUAAACCACUCCAGAAAUGUGUGGUUUCGGAAGAAGUCGGAUAGGAAAUUGAGAAAGAGUACAAGAACGUUGCUCUUUGACUAAGGCAUAAUGCCAGAGUGGAUAACGUCCCGAAGCGACUGCCAAUUAUUCAGUAUUGAAUGAGCUUUCGUAUUCAUACUGAACCCUUUUGCAGUGCUUCUAAAGCAAAGCUAGGGGGCAUAUAGCUGGCCUAAGCUUAACCUUUGCAAGAAAUCUCAUCUUUGUAGAACAUAUUUGCUCUGAAUGUUUUAUCAUUAUAGAUGUUUGUAAGUUCAUAAAUAAGUGUAAGUCUGCAUAUAAUUAAGUUUAUUUCCGCCCAAAGUUAAUGACCAAUAACAAUGUUUAACAUGUUUUACUCUUCAAAAAAAAAGAUGUACUAUUAUCUAAUGUUUUGGUAAACAGAUUUUUAAAAUGUUUAUUUUAAAGAAAGGAUGAAAACUAAAUAGAAUAUCCUUUAUGAGACAUAUACUUGCCCUUUACAUGUACACUGUUUUUAAUAUGGUGUAUAUUACACAGUAAAUAAGCAAAGAGUAAGAAAAUUGAGACUGUUUACUUUUCCAGAAAUUUCACAUCAAUUGUUUUAUUGGUGAACACUUCUGCAGUAAUACUGAAUAUAGAACGUACAUUGAGAAAUUCCAUUAAUCACAAAAAAUACGUUAUGAAUUAUGUGCUCUUACUACUUACAAAAAUAGAUAUUGUUUAGACCAGAUAAACAACACACUUUUACUUGAUUACAUUUCGAUUGAGGGCACUAUCGACAAAACUUGUAUUACUUCAUGCACCGUUUAAAAUCACACCAUAUUGCAGGUCAUAUUACAUAUGGUAACAAGUCAAAAUGGUAUUGGCUAAUGCUGGGUCAAAAUGGUACAAUUUUGAUAGCAGAAUCGUCCGCCAGAGAUAUUUUGGCUAUAAAAUUAUAUCUCCAAAAUACCAUCUAGACUCAGCAUUACAUUUUCACCAAAUUUUGAGUGAAAAACACCAUUGCAUAGGGGACAUUUAAAGAGCAAACCAACUGAUCAAAUAUCAAGGCAGUCACAAAUUUGACUAAUAUAUGACAUCCAUAACCAAAUGAAAUUUCUUUAUGUAAGAACACAUUUCAUCAAAUGAGAAGACCAUUAGAAGGGUAUGGCUUCCAUAUAUUAAAUCCACAAUCUCCAAAUAUCAUAUGUAUGUAUAUGUCUAUAUAUAUAUAUAUAUAUAUAUAUAUAUAUAUAUAUAUACUCUUUAUAAACAAAGAAGGUGAUAUAAUUCUCAGCUGAAAGAAGAUUAAAAUAUAUAUUCUUCGAAAUUAAAAUUUGGCUGAAUCAACUUAUAGACGUGACUUUGAAUAUAUCUCAAUAUACUUUAUCAAAUUCAAUUUCAGUCAUAAGAAAGGUAUCUAUUUUUUUAAUUAAUCAGCAUUUGUCAUUUUGCAGCACUUUUCGAUGCUUCAAGUUUCCAUGUAAACUAAAAAAGGCAGCUUGCAGAAAUCAUUUUUCAUAAUACUUCUUUCUUGACUCAAAAUUAUAUAUGUUCAGUAGCAAAAUGCAACAUGCAUGAAGACUGAACUAUCAAUUUAACAUUUCCAGUUGCCAUGGUAUAAAUCACUUCAUGCAACACAUAUGCAUGGUAUUAUACAAAUUUAAAAUGAAUAUAUAAUAAACCAGGCAAGAUAGUGUAAUAUCAUAAUUAGUGAUGAUCAGAAAACAUAAAUCAGUGAUGCAUGAAAUCCAUUGAGAGGAAUUUAAUUUUCAUUCAUAAAUGGGUUUCAACCAGAAUCAUCUCGGGUGUUCAGUUACAUUAAUAUUCAACAUGUUAACGAAACCUCAGUGCAUGCACAUCAUAUGUUUCUACAUGUAGCUUUUAAAAUAUAAGCUGCUAUUUGUAAUUUUAAUUUGGUACUGCAAGUAAUACCAAACCUGAUGAUAAAUCACACAUUAUAAGUACAAAGUGUCAGAAGUAGAUUUGCUUAAAGGUGAUACUUGGUGAAUAUACAAAGUCAUGAUUCUUUAUUCUCUUACCUAGUUUUAAUGAUGCCAACUUUUUAGAGGCUGGUUACACCCUCUGCAGUCACGACUGGCCAAUCACAUUCUUGUUCUAAUUUGAAUGAAGUGCAUUGACCAAUCAGAUGAUUGCUUUGUAGGUGGGCCUUCAUUAGUGACAUCACCGUCAGAUAUUUGUUCUCAUCCUAAAUUUUAUGUCGAUAUCCAGUUCAUUUUAUCUUAGAAGAGGAUGUUAAGUUUUAAUAGAAGCCUAAAUUGAAUACUCUAUUAUCUAGAUAAUCCAUUUGUAUAUAUGAAAUUAAAUGAUGGUUUCAGUAUAGGGACAUAUGAUCCGAAGCAGAAUGAAUAUGCAAUGAUAUGCCUAUUAUGUAUGCAAAGUGAUGUUCUAUUCUUAGAAAGACAAAAAACAACAUGUAAUCAUAUAAUAGUAAUUUUAUGAUGAACAAAUUGUAUUAUAACAAAAAAAUUGUGAAUUUUUGACAGAGAGAAUGUAUAUGUUUGUUUGAACUAUUGACAGUACUAUAAGAUCUGGGAUUUUGAUAUGUACAAAUGUUUAUUAAAAGGGAAAAGCAAAUACUUUAGUGACAUGUAAAUAUAAUAGGACAGUAUUUAGUUACCGUAGAUUAUAUAUAUAUAUAUAUACAAGGUAUUAUCAAUUAUAGUUGUAGAUCAUGCAAAGACAUAAUUUGUAGGUGAUAUAUAUCUGAUGAUAGUUGGAUAUUUAUCAAUGUUUCUUUAGCAAUUUAUUUUGGUGCGCAUUUAAUGAAUGGGUGAACUUUACAUAUACAAUGUGUUAAUUUUAAGAACUUAACACCAUCAUUCAUUGUACAUAUAUUUCAAGGAGUGUUAUAUUUUCUAAUUUAAGAGAGAGAGAAAAGGGCGUUUUUUGACAAGCUUUAAGUAGCUGGAGAUCAGGCCAUAGGAAAUUUACAUGAUAGAGUCUUCAGGUAGACAAUGUCUAUUAAAGAAAGCUUAUUUGAGUAUAAGAAAUUCCUGAAGUUUUGCAAAUUAUAUUACGCAUCAUAUCUAAAGACUAGCGGCAAGUACACAUAGAUAGCAUCUCAAAUAACAGAUAAUGAAAUAGAUGAUAUUCUUAUUUUGUACACAAUGAAAUAAUGGAAUAAAUAUUUUGAUAAACAAA
This is a messenger RNA of Strongylocentrotus purpuratus (purple sea urchin), 7933 nucleotides long. Its product is annotated as myosin-like protein MlpD. Gene Ontology annotation, molecular function: cytoskeletal motor activity; ATP binding; protein binding. The coding region runs from base 709 to 4674 and encodes 1321 amino acids. Lineage: Eukaryota; Metazoa; Echinodermata; Echinoidea; Camarodonta; Strongylocentrotidae. Gene Ontology annotation, biological process: regulation of DNA-templated transcription. Gene Ontology annotation, cellular component: myosin complex. The transcript has 27 exons. The record is from RefSeq and is a predicted model, not a curated record.